Phytophthora nicotianae INRA-310 is the source of this 1885-nucleotide messenger RNA. RefSeq lists its product as hypothetical. The record is from RefSeq and is a predicted model, not a curated record. The transcript has a single exon. Bases 230 to 1717 code for a protein of 495 amino acids. Lineage: Eukaryota; Oomycota; Peronosporomycetes; Peronosporales; Peronosporaceae.
CGCAAGAUCCAUUUUUUGCCUUUUCAACGAGAUCUCCUCGCCACUCGGUGGGUUCACUGCCAGUGAAUCACUGGUGGCUAAGAAGAUAUCUCCUCCGUUUGUCUUCCUGUUCGUAUGUAGUGGUAUAUAUUUCCACCUCCAACGCUUUGCCGCCGCUGCAUUGCUCGCCAUUCUCGAAUUCACCGCGAUAUCCUCAAGUCCAGUCGUUCCAAGUUGAUAUCAAGUCAAGAUGCUGUCGGUGAAAGUCCUGGUUGCCGCAGUCUCGCUGGGGCUAGUGACGACGACCCCCAAUGUGUCCGCGACAAGUCUUCGAGUCCGGGUGCACACGAAAUCCACGGCCACGUGCGGCGAUGGUGAGCAAACCAUCGGAGUUGCUGGGUGGGACCACGAUGGCUGUGUCGCUACUGGCAACGUCUGUGUGGCUCAAGUGAGUGACGGUGACUGCCCCGAGGGAGCUUACUGUGCUCUACUAGACACGGGUGUCUACGGGUGCACGACUGGCGGUGACUACGACGAUUCGUGGGAUUCCCAGGAAACCACCUCGUACUGUGCGGACGGUGAACAAACGAUCGGUGUUGCUGGCUGGGACCACGAUGGCUGCGUUGCUACCGGCAAUGUCUGUGUGGCUCAAGUGAGCGACGGUGACUGCCCCGAAGGAGCCUACUGUGCUCUACUAGACACGGGCGUCUACGGGUGCACGGCCGGAUCCCCUGAAGACAUACAAUACGUCGACGAUGGAACUUGUGCUGACAACGAGCAGACUAUCGGCGUUGUGGGUUGGGAUCACGAUGGCUGCAUCGACUCCGACCGCGUUUGUGUUGCUCAGGUGAGUGACGGUGACUGUCCGAGUGGCGCGUACUGCUCGUUGCUCGAUACUGGCGUCUAUGGUUGCGUCGCCAGCGCUAAGAAGCACCACCACCACCAUCACCACCACCACAAGGAGCACCAAAAGAUGUCAUGCCCCAGCGGACAAGAGAGUAUUGGCGUCGCUGGCUGGAGCUCGGACGGGUGCGUCACUUCGGGUAACGUUUGUGUUGCCGAGACGUACGGUGACUGCCCGUCAGGAGCUCAUUGUGAAUGGCUCGACACUGGCGUUUACGGAUGCAAGGAUGGUGCUGAGGAAUCGACUCCUUGGGAGGGCUGCUCUAGUAAUGAACAAACUAUUGGAGUUGUGGGUUGGGACCACGAUGGCUGCAUCGAUUCCGACUACGUGUGUGUAGCGCAAGUAAGUGAUGGUCACUGUCCUAGUGGCGCGUAUUGUUCGCUGCUCGAUACUGGAGUCUACGGCUGCGUCGCCAGCGCUAAGAAGCACCACCAUCACCAUCACCACCACCACAAGGAGCACCAAAAGAUGUCAUGCCCCAGUGGACAGGAGAGUAUUGGCGUCGCUGGCUGGAGCUCGGACGGGUGCGUCACUUCGGGCAAUGUGUGCGUUGCCGAGACGUACGGUGACUGCCCGUCUGGAGCUCACUGCGAGUGGCUUGAUACGGGUGUUUACGGAUGCAAGGAUGGUGCUGAGGAAUCGACUCCUUGGGAGGGCUGCUCCAGCAAUGAAGAAACGAUCGGCGUUGUGGGAUGGGAUCACGAUGGCUGCAUCGACUCCGACCACGUCUGCGUGGCUCAAGUAAGUGACGGUGACUGUCCUAGUGGCGCGUACUGCUCGCUACUUGAUACGGGCGUGUACGGCUGCGUUGCCAGCUCCAAGAAGCUUCUCUGACUGGAGUGACUUUGAUGAAGGCACACCGUCUGGCCCUGUACUGACAGUUAGUUGUGGCCAAGGUAUAUCCGCCUGUGCUCUGCUCUUGCUGCACGUUGAAUACGAUGGCUGGCGGAGGUUGCCGCCCACCCAGUCAUAACGUUAAAUACACGUCUCGCCUUGUAUAAU